Molecule: messenger RNA, 2077 nt
Organism: Galleria mellonella (greater wax moth)
Lineage: Eukaryota; Metazoa; Arthropoda; Insecta; Lepidoptera; Pyralidae
Exons: 1
Coding region: 838-1758 (306 amino acids)
Source: RefSeq, a predicted model, not a curated record
AAUAAUUCUUCAAUAAUCAAUUAAAUCAAUAAUUCUUCUAUAAUCAAUUAAAUCAAUAAUUCUUCAAUAAUCAAUUAAAUCAAUAAUUCUUCAAUAAUCAAUUAAAUCAAUAAUUCUUCAAUAAUCAAUUAAAGCAAUAAUUCUUCAAUAAUCAAUUAAAUCAAUAAUUCUUCAAUAAUCAAUUAAAUCAAUAAUUCUUCAAUAAUCAAUCAAUUUUAAUCAUUAUACAAAAUAUCAUUUUUGUUAUAUUCGUUAGCUUACGAAUCGUCCUAAAAUCGUCUUUAUUUCUAAUAAAAAAUAAAACAUAAUUAAAACAUAAAUUUAUAAAUAAUAGUUCUUAUGUUUGUUCAAUUCGAUAUUACCUUAAUAAAUUAGAAAAAAACUUGUAAUAGAAUCUUCUUUCUUGAUGCUCGAACAAAUCUUAAUUAUUUCUUCAACAACUAAAAACUUCAAUGAAAGUAUAUUUAAGAUAACUUAUGAUGAUCGAAUAAUUAAUGAAAAUAUUCAGUCUCAACGAUGACUUACAUUCAAGUUAAAAGGUUCUUUAUUUUAAAUCUUUAGAUUAGGCUAGUGUAGACAUUUCCGUAAUUUCUUUGCAGAUAGUAGAAUCCGUAAUAAAUCUAGAAAAUGAAAUUAAUGAUUGUUUAGCAAGCAUAUUGUUCGUAAAAUCAAAUAUUAAACUUAUCUUCUCUUUCUGCUUAUGUAUAUUCUGAUAGGCUUGUAUACAUAUUAGAUUUUCCAUUAAUUCAAGGCGAACCUCUCAAUCUCUAUCACAUAUAUUCCAUUCCAAUCCAACAUUUUAAUUCCUCUCUGCAUACAACCAUCCUACCUGAGCACAUGCAUUUGGCUACAAAUCCUAGCGGUAAUAUAUACGUAUCUACGAGCGACCUCACUUCAUGCAAGUCCUACGCUAUAAAGAAGAAGAUCUGCACCUCUUUUGUCGCAUAUGAAGCAGCAUCACGUCCAUUAUGUGAGCUCCAGAUCCUGUUAAGCAUUUCAAAGACUUUACCUGAAAUUUGUACCACAUCCACAUUUGAAGCAAGAAUUAACACUUUUCAAAACAUUGACAACAACCAAUGGCUUUACAUACUUACAGAAGACACUAAUUGUAUACUUCAAUGUAAAACGGAAGUUACACAUCAUAAAUUACAAGGAGCAGGCAUUUUAUCCUUACCGGAAAACUGCAAACUUUAUACUGGGUAUAGUACGCUAACAGCCUUUCAAUCUAUUGAAGAAAAUGUAACAUAUCCUGUAAUAGUUCCAGACAUUAGAACAGACGAUUGCUUUGAAGAAUACAAGAACUUUGAAGCUCCAAAGUUAAUUCCUAUUAAAAUUAAUGAAAUGCCUUUGGAUUCACUGAAACAAAUAAAACAUCAUGUCGAUAAAUUUAAGGAAAGCUUAGAAAAUAUGAGAUCUCGACCAAUCUUACAAAGAUAUUCGUCAACGUUUACAUGGAUAUACUUCGUGUUAUUCAUAACAAUGCUAGGAUACUUCAUUUAUAAAAUUAGCAAACGUUGUCCUAAUGGAUUACUCCUGCGUAACCGAAGACCAAGCCGUGAUAAUAGUUGUAUACAAAUAUUUAACAACUGUUUUUCAAACACAUCACGACGUCAGAGAAUCCAAGUUGCCGUCCCGAUGACUACUAUAGCAACAAGUACCUGCGUAACGGAAGACGAAGAGGAAAAUGAAGAAAAUUAUCCAAGAACUUCAACACCGAGAGUUCAAAGAUCAAGCUCUCAAGCCCAAUCUUUAUUCUAAGGGGGGAGGUGUUACAUAUAUUAAGAGUACGUGACCUAAGACCAUGUGUCAGCCUACGACCUAAUCAUUAUAAUAUUUGACAUUCCUAUUUGUAUAUUUGUAUUUGUCCAUUUGAUAUCGAAAUCAUUAUAUUGUUUAAUAUUCAUAUUUGUAUAUUUGUUUAUCUCAUACAAAUUUCCAUUAGUAAGUUAUUAUCUGUAUUUGUUGUCACUCUUUCGAUGGAAGUAUUUGACUAUUGUAAUUGUAAAUAGUAAUUAAGAUAUCUCUACUAUAUAUAUGGACGAUUUGUAAUAAUAAAUACAGUUCAAUUCAGAUACUC